Molecule: messenger RNA, 555 nt
Organism: Amyelois transitella
Lineage: Eukaryota; Metazoa; Arthropoda; Insecta; Lepidoptera; Pyralidae
Exons: 3
Coding region: 1-555 (184 amino acids)
Source: RefSeq, a predicted model, not a curated record
AUGGUCGUGUUUAGACACGCUAAUAGGGAGUUACUAAUGAUAAAUGGAUUCACGUACUCCAAGAAGAAGCCACGGAACUGGUACUGUUCAAAGAGGAAAACCAUGCAUUGUCUUGCCAGGGCUACCUUCGAUGGCCAAGGAGCUCUGGCGUUCCUGAGUGAAGACCACAAUCACGGAGUAUAUUUCACAGUGAACCGCAAAGGUAAUACUAUGUUGCUCGUCGACGGACAGCGGUUCAGUAAAGAAUAUGAGAGGAACGGUAAAACAAGAUGGCGGUGUAUUAAGAGGAACACGGGAUGUCGGUCUGCGGCCGUCACGAUAGAUGAUGACAUUAUCAGCGUAACGAUCAUGGCUGCAAUAUUAAGAGCCCGCUUUGCGCCAGAGCCGAACAACAUUUACGUUGGGGGCCACAAGUUCUGCAGGCAUUCCAGGUCUUUGGUCGGGGAUCGCAUCAGAUGGACCUGUUCUAAGAAACACAAGCACAAAUGUAAAGCUACCGCUGUCACAGUGGAUGGCAUCAUCGUUUCAACGAGCGGACAACAUUCACAUCUGUAG